GGGUCCUCACGGGUCCUUCCUCUCCUGAGCCGCUCCACCAGUCCCUCUGACGGUUACCGACCACCGGAGAAAACACCGUAAAUUAACCCGAAAUCCUCCACUUACCGACCGGGUACCUGGAGAUAUGAUGGGCGGGAGGACCAGUGCUCUGGCGGCCGGAGUGUGCGGCGCUCUGCUCGUCGGUUACUGCAUCUAUUUCGACAAAAAGAGACGGAGUGACCCCAACUUCAAGAACAGGCUGAGAGAGCGAAGGAGAAAGCAGAAGGUAGCCAAAGAGAGGGCGGGCAUGGCAAAGCUCCCCGACCUGAAGGACGCUGAGGCGGUGCAGAAGUUCUUCCUGGAGGAGAUCCAGCUGGGGGAGGAGCUGCUGGCUCAAGGAGACUAUGAGAAAGGCGUGGACCACCUGACCAACGCCAUCGCAGUGUGUGGGCAGCCCCAGCAGUUGCUGCAGGUGUUGCAGCAGACUCUGCCUCCACCCGUCUUCCAGAUGCUGCUCACCAAGCUGCCUAGCAUCAGCCAGCGUAUCGUGAGUGCACAGAGUCUGAGCGAGGACGAUAUAGAGUGAGAGGAUCCAAAGGAAACAACCCCUUCCUUCUCCUCCUCCUCCUCCUCCUCCUCUCAUGACGACCUUCCAACGCCUCGGCCUACAUCACUCGGGCCGACGUCCAUCACUUCCCAUCGAGGUGUCCUCUAGGGAAUUAGUUUUUUAUUCCAGCUUUAUCCAUGACAGUAGUGUCUGUUUGUUUUUUUACUUAAACUACCCGUUUUGGGGUAUGAAGAGUUUCCUUAUCAUAACUGCCAGAGAAAUAUAGAGUGCCCGUCCCCCUCUCCGCCAUGGCUCUGAUAGACUGGACUGGGAGCUGGUGUAGCUCUCAUCCUGACCGCAUCAUGUUUCAGGUUUACACUGCAGCCCUUGAUCUUACUGCUUUUCAAUUAUCAGCGAUAGAAAGUUACACACAUCUUCUCUCUGCUCCACAAAUUAUUUAUUGUUUUUUGUUAUCAGUCGUCUUUCUGUUCAGUCUUGGAAACGCUUUAAAAAAAAAAGGUUACGAAAUGUUUUGCUCAUUUUAAAGAGGACGACCCUCUUUAGAAAAUACAAUAAAAACUGGUAACAAACAA
Eleginops maclovinus (Patagonian blennie) is the source of this 1119-nucleotide messenger RNA. RefSeq names its product translocase of outer mitochondrial membrane 20b (gene tomm20b). The transcript has 5 exons. NCBI's taxonomy places the organism in Eukaryota, Metazoa, Chordata, Actinopteri, Perciformes, Eleginopidae. Bases 125 to 565 code for a protein of 146 amino acids. Gene Ontology annotation, cellular component: mitochondrial outer membrane translocase complex; mitochondrial outer membrane. Gene Ontology annotation, molecular function: transmembrane protein transporter activity. The record is from RefSeq and is a predicted model, not a curated record. Gene Ontology annotation, biological process: protein targeting; intracellular protein transport; protein import into mitochondrial matrix.